AGGGUUGAUCCUUUCUCCAAAAAGGACUGGUAUGAUGUCAAAGCACCAGCAAUGUUUAAUAUCCGAAACAUCGGGAAGACGCUUGUCACCAGGACUCAAGGAACUAAAAUCGCCUCUGACGGACUGAAGGGUCGUGUAUUUGAAGUGAGUCUGGCUGAUCUGCAGAAUGAUGAGGUGGCCUUCCGUAAAUUUAAACUGAUAACUGAGGACGUUCAGGGCAAAAAUUGUCUGACCAACUUCCAUGGAAUGGACCUCACCCGGGAUAAAAUGUGCUCCAUGGUCAAAAAAUGGCAGACAAUGAUCGAAGCCCAUGUAGAUGUCAAAACCACUGAUGGUUACCUACUGCGCCUCUUCUGCGUGGGUUUUACAAAGAAGCGUAACAACCAAAUCCGCAAAACCUCGUAUGCCCAGCAUCAGCAGGUUCGACAGAUUCGCAAGAAGAUGAUGGAAAUCAUGACCCGAGAGGUCCAAACCAAUGACCUGAAAGAAGUUGUCAAUAAGCUGAUCCCAGACAGCAUUGGCAAAGACAUAGAGAAAGCGUGUCAGUCCAUUUACCCUCUUCACGAUGUCUAUGUCCGCAAGGUUAAGAUGCUGAAGAAGCCCAAGUUUGAAUUGGGCAAGCUGAUGGAACUGCAUGGUGAAGGUGGUGGUGCUGGAAAACCUUCUGGGGAUGAGGCAGGCACUAAAGUAGAGCGGGCUGAUGGAUAUGAGCCACCUGUGCAAGAGUCUGUCUGAAACUAAAAAUUGAUCGAAAAUAAAAGUUUUAAUAUACAGAACU
Aptenodytes forsteri (emperor penguin) is the source of this 778-nucleotide messenger RNA. It is a transcript of the gene RPS3A, whose product is annotated as ribosomal protein S3A. Gene Ontology annotation, biological process: translation. Lineage: Eukaryota; Metazoa; Chordata; Aves; Sphenisciformes; Spheniscidae. Gene Ontology annotation, molecular function: structural constituent of ribosome. The transcript is spliced from 5 exons. The record is from RefSeq and is a predicted model, not a curated record. The annotation marks the transcript as partial. Gene Ontology annotation, cellular component: ribosome; cytosol.